This is a messenger RNA of Entamoeba dispar SAW760, 396 nucleotides long. RefSeq lists its product as uncharacterized. The transcript has a single exon. The record is from RefSeq and is a predicted model, not a curated record. Lineage: Eukaryota; Evosea; Mastigamoebida; Endamoebidae. The coding region runs from base 1 to 396 and encodes 131 amino acids.
AUGAAAAAAAUGAAAGGGAAUGUAAGAUAUAAGAUAUGUUCAUUACUGAAAGAGGAUGGUGUGAUCUGUGAUGAGUGUUGGUUAACGCAUGAUGAUAUUAAUGAAGAAGAUGUUGUUUUCAAUAUUCAAGAAGGAGUAACAAGAAUAGCCUCAUAUUGUUUCAAAGAUAUGAAUAUUCAGAAGAUUUCUAUUCCAAGAAGUGUGAGAGUGAUUGAAAAGAAUGCUGUUUACAAUUGUACAAUAGCUCAAAUGGAAGUGGGUGAUAUUAAUAAAACUGACUAUGAAAAGGGUUGUUUUAAUGGAACUGAAAUACAAAAUAAAACAUUCCCUGAAGAGUGUUUUAAUGUUUAUGAUGAUUUAUGUUUUAUUGAACAAUUUAAUGAUGUAAUUAAUUAA